ACCGUUUAGACGCUCUCAACAAACUCGGAAUGAUGCUGCUGCUAUGGCUCACCAUUCUAGGCUGUGCUAUUAACAAUGCUGCUGCUCAAAGCGGCAACGUCAGGUGUGAGGCAAAGUCCAGCAAGGAGAGUGGUCUUUGCAUACCCAUACGAGAGUGCCCAUAUUUCUUCGAUAUACUCAAUGGCGGCCAGCCUACGCCAGCGCAGCGUCAGCAGCUCGCCGACAGUCAAUGUGGCGUGGUCAAUGAGCGUCAGGCACUGGUGGAGCGCAUACUUAUCUGCUGUCCGGAUAGCAAGCGCAGUAUCCAAGGCACGCCAGCUCGUAGUGCCGAGGCGCAGACAGAGGCGGGCAACGUGCUGCCCAGCAGCAACGGCAGCUGCGGUUGGGUCUUUGCCGAUCGCAUUUAUGGCGGCACAGCGACAAAGCUAGAUGAAUUUCCAUGGAUGGCGCUGCUGCAGUACAAGAAGCCUAAUAAUAAGUUUGGCUUUCAUUGCGGCGGCGCUUUGAUCAAUUCGCGCUAUGUGCUGACUGCUGGCCACUGCUUGGCCAACAGCCAAGUGAGCCAACUGGGCUGGCAGCUGAACAGCGUGCGCUUGGGCGAGUGGAACACUAGCACAGCGCCGGACUGUGUCACCGAGCUGGGCAGCGGCAAACGCACCUGUGCUCCUGCGCACCUGGACAUUGAAGUGGAGCAGCGUAUUAUACACGAGCUCUAUGUGGCCGACUCCAGAGAUCGUUUGCACGACAUUGCGCUGUUGCGUUUAAAGCGCACGGUCAGCUAUACGGAUUAUGUGCAUCCCAUUUGCUUGCCCUUGGCGAAUGAUAUGCGCAAUAGGGACUAUGAAGGCUAUGCUAUGGAUAUAGCUGGCUGGGGGGUAACCGAAAAUGGCACACCCAGCAGCGUCAAGCUUACAACAACAGUUGAUGUUUGGGAGUUGGAGCGCUGCCAGCAAAAGUAUCGCGCAUAUCCGAUUAAUCUCAACAGCUCCCAGAUGUGCGCUGGCGGCAAUGGCAAGAUGGACACCUGUCAGGGCGACUCUGGCGGACCGCUAAUGCUGCGUACACAUGAGGGCAUGCAGGAGAUUUACUUUGCUGUUGGCGUUACCUCGUUUGGGCCAAAUCCCUGUGGCCAGCAGGACUGGCCAGGUGUCUAUACACGCGUUGGAUAUUUUAUAAAUUGGAUACAGCAAAAACUGCAGCCAUAAGCACUAAUAAAUAAUUAAACUGUACGCAACUGACUGUCAUAUACACUUUGUAAGCUUCUAGCCUACAGUAAAUUAAAAAGUUUAAUGGCAAAUC
This is a messenger RNA of Drosophila busckii, 1299 nucleotides long. RefSeq names its product spaetzle-processing enzyme-like. Lineage: Eukaryota; Metazoa; Arthropoda; Insecta; Diptera; Drosophilidae. The coding region runs from base 30 to 1205 and encodes 391 amino acids. The record is from RefSeq and is a predicted model, not a curated record. The transcript has 3 exons. Gene Ontology annotation, molecular function: serine-type endopeptidase activity. Gene Ontology annotation, biological process: proteolysis.